CCGGUGACAGCGCUUAGUGCUGAGGGCGGUGCAACAGCUUGGGCCGCUAUGCCUAUGCUUUCUGGCGGUGGUGCUGAAUCAAGAGGAGUGGCGCCAGAACCGCCUAGGGAUGAUUGUGGUGCAGCACGUGAGGCAGCUGUGGUCUCUGGUAGUAACAAGAACAACUGACAUCGCUGUAACAGCUUGAUGCACUUUUCUAGUUGUAGUGACAGCUGACGCGUAUUGCCGCAGCUGCGUGUCUGCUUGUAACAACUUGGCGCCGCUUGUAUCGUUACGGGCCCAAGCAACCUACCAUCGCUGCGGUGGCGUUUGUUCAGGCUCGUUGUGUCUUCUUUAGUAAGUUACUCGAUGUGGCGUGGCCUGUCUCACUUUCCGGCUUUGGCGCUUUCGCGGUCGGGUGUGCCCGCCCCACGCGCAGUCUACGAGCCCACGGGCCCCCCUGAAAGAAGACUAGCCGCCCUGCCUUCGUCUUGCUUGCUGUCUCUUUUGGUUUUUGUGUGCGUUGAGCUGAUGAAAGGGACAGGGCGCCAGGCUUCCUCGCAUGUCUCGCCGCCCUCGUGUGUCUCGCGCGCUGUCCUCGUGUGUCUCGCCGUCGAAUCUAUCUGCGCGCGCGUGGCCGUGGGUGUGUCUCACUGUCUUCGCGUGUCUCGGUCGCUGCCUCGGUGUCCUCGUGUGUCUCUCUCGGUGUCUUCGCGUGUCUCGGUGUCUCCGCGUGUCUCGGCGUCUCCGCCUGACUUCUCGGCGUCUUCGCGUGAGUGUCCUCCCGGUGUCUUCGCGUGUCUCGGUGUGGUCUUCGUCUGUGUGUCUCGGUGUCUUCGUUCGCGUGUCUGUCUCGGUGUCUUCGUGUGUCCUCUCGGUGUCUUAGCGUGUCCUCUCGUCUCGGUGUCUUGCUUCGCGUGUCUUCUCGUUUCGGUGUCUCCGCGUGUCCUCUCGGUGUCUUCGCGUGUUCUCUCGGUGUCUCCGCGUGUCUCCUCGGUGUCAGUCUUCGCGUGUCUUCUCGGUGUCUUCGCGUGUCUCGGUGUCUUCGUGCGUCUCGGUGUCUUCCUCUCGUGUCUCGGUGUCUUCUUGUGUCUCGGUCGGUGUCUCUCUUCUCAUGUCUCGGUGUCUUCUUGUGUCUCGCUCGGUGUCUCUCUUCUCGUUGGCGCUAAAUUUGGGGUGCUAAAUUUUGUGGUCAUGCGUGUGGUUUUGCACGCAAAAAAUUGGCGCUAAAUCGAGGGGGGUCCCAAACCUCGCGCGAAAACGCCUAGUAAGAACUGGGCUGGUCCUCGAUUCAGCACAAACUUAGCACGUGCGCGACCACAUGCAGGACCACAAAAUAAACGGACCCCGCGACCGCUGGGCCCUCGCGGGCCUCUGUUGGUUUGGCUCUUGGUCGUGGCAGGCCCCUGGUGCUGGUUCUGUAGAGUAGUAGCGAACGGAUCACGCUGCAGCCCCGAGCGCAUGUAGAGGGCACAACAGUCAACCGCAGGCACAUGCCCCACGCGUUCUGCGGCUGUGUACUGGGCAAACCAGACGCCGGCAGUGCGUGCGCGUUGCCAUAUCGUUCGAGCAGCUAGUACGCCAUUUCUGCCUUUGGGUCUCAGUCAGCUACCAGCGACAGCGCAGGGCUGGCGAGUACAUGCUUAAACGCGCAGCGUUCUGCCCUCGUGCAGCCUAAUGGUGAUGGAACUGGCGCCAGGAGUCAAGCGAAGCACUUCAGCGACUGGCUGCCGCCCAGCCCGUGCGCGAUGGAGGCGGCGAAUGUCGCGAAGUGUGAUAUCGCUCCGACGCACCUGCUCGGCGCAGGAGCUAGCAAGCUGAGGCAAGAUACGCCCCGGGCCAAGACUACACAAGACAAGACAGCGACAACUAGAAAAAGGCAUCCGGCUCGACUUGCGUCCAGGGCUUGGGCUGCAGCGGAUGCUGGUCUGAUCUGAUCUGCGUGCGGGUUGGCACUGGAGGCGAGUCGAGGCCAAGCUGGCCUAACGAGUGGCUAGACCGCUCGCCUGGUGUGGGAGCAUGCCGGGCACUUAUAAAGACGACGCCAAGCCACUGGCACCGGAAGGACCCCCCGGAACGGCGGCGGCCUUCAGGUCGCCGCAAUUCAGUGGACGACGGAGAGCGACGGCGGGAAACCUCCAAGGGAGGGCGCUGCCAAUUCCACGCGCUACGCCUGCUGCCGCCACCCGCGGACAGGUGCUGCGCUCUCUUUUUCGCGCUUGCAGGGAGGCGGGCUGGCAGCCAGCCAAAAAACGGCACCCCAAAGGGGGCAGCGGAGCGGCUGCCACUUUCUGCGGGCGCGCCCGGCCUCUCCGCUCCGGGAGGCAGGGAGGGGACCAAGGGGGGGCACGGGGAGAGGGGAGCACGCGGGCACGGGGGGGGCGGGUUCGGACUGCCAGAGGGUGCCGCGAUCGCGAACACCCGCGGACAAAACCAAAAGCCUGGCCAUUAGAAGAGAGAGACAGACGAGCACAAAGCAAGCCCCGCCACCAGCUUGGGCCUAGUGGCCAGGGUGCAGCUAGAAGCAAAAAGAGGCGAAAGCCUGAAGGACUGGACCCACAACACAAGCGAACAAAAGACCAAGAACACCGCGGCGGUGCUUGGGUUCUGCUGUCUUUCUUUUGGAAGAAUGUGCCCAGAUUUUGGGGGGCUUCCCUCCAGUUCUCGCGCUUGUCUAAAAGGGGGAGGGCUGACCUCGCGGCGCUUCUUUUUUGUGACUGUGUCUGCAGUGAGUGGUCUGAGAAUCAGUGCUCCUGGGCUGGUUUUGUCUUCGGCGCAAAAGCUGACCGGCGGACGCCUGUAGCAGCGAAAACAGUCUGCGCUCUGUCUGCGCCAUCACGUGUGCCAUGAGUUUAGUCCAAUUCGGGGCCGGCAGGGGUUAAGCCUUAGGACCCAGCCUCUGGACUGGCGGGGGGCUAGUUCCAUGCCUUUGCUUGCUCUGGGGCGGUGGCUUUUAAUCUUUGAAGUUCAUGCAGCGAGCAACCCAGCUACUGCACUAGGCUCUACUCUUUUCGUGUCCUUUUUUUCUCCUUGAGAAUUCAUCUCGACACACUUGUAGCUGGGGAGGCGAUGCAAAAUGCAGCAGCAACCGCGGAUACUUCAUGGACGGCAGCACAGGAGGUGGCGGAGGGUGAUGGCCCCGCGUCAAAGCCAACAGAAACAAAAGCGGCGGCGCCGCUCCCUCAUGACGCUUCCGCAGCAUCCAGACCAGCAGCAGCGGCAGCAGCAGGGCCGGCGACAGCGCCUAGCGCUGAGGGCUGUGCAACAACUGGGGGCGAUAUGUCUAUACCUUCUGGUGGUGGUACUGAUUCAGCAGAAGUGGCUCCAGAAGCGCCUGAGGAUGAUGGCGGUGCAGCACGUGGUGACCGCGAGGCAGCUGCGGUCUCUGGUGGUAACAACUGACGUCGCUGUAACAGCUUGAUACAGUUUUCUAGUUGUGCGUGGCGAUAGCUGACGCGUAUUGUCGCAGCUGCGUGCCUGCUUGUAACAACUUGGUGCCGCUUGUAUCGUCACGGGCCCAAGCGACCUACCAUCGCUGCGGUGGCGUUUGUUCAGGCUCGUUGUGUCGUCUUUAGUAAGUUACUCGAUGUGGCCGUGGCGUGGUGUGUCUCACUCUCUGGCCUUGGCGCUUUCUCGGUCAAGUGUGCCCGCCCCACGCGCAGUCCACGAGCCCACGGGCCUCCCUGAAAGAAGGUUAGCCGCCUUGCCUUCGUCUUGCUUGCUGUUUCUUUUGGUCUUUGUGUGUGAAUUGAGCUGAUGAAAGGGACAGGGCGCCAGGCUUCCUCGCAUGUCUCGCCGCCCUCGUGUGUCUCGCGCGCUGUCCUCGUGUGUCUCGCCGUCGAAUUUAUCUGCGCGCGCGUGGCCGUCGGUGUGUCUCACUGUCUUUGCGUGUCUCGGUCGCUGUCUCGGCGUGCCUCGGUGUCCUCGUGUGUCCCUCUCGGUGUCUUCGCGUGCCUCGGUGUCUUCGCGUAUCUCGGUGUCUUCGCGUGUCUCUGCGUGCCAUGGUGUCUUCGCGUGUCUCGGUGUCUUCGCAUGUCUCGGCGUUUCCGACUGUCCUCUCGGUGUCUUCGCGUGAGUGUCCUCUCGCUCUCGGUGGCUUCGCGUGUCUCGGUGUGGUCUUCGUCUGUGUGUCUUGGUGCCUUCGUUCGCGUGUCUGUCUCGGUGUCUUCGCGUGUCCUCUCGGUGUCUUCGCGUCCGUGGGUGUCCUCUCGGUGUCUUCGCGUGUCCCCUCGUCUCGGUGUCUUCGCGGUUCUCCUCGGUGUCUCCGCGUGAAUGCCCUCUCCCUCGGUGUCUUCGCGUGUUCUCUCGGUGUCUUCGCGUGUCAGUCUCCUCGGUGUCUUCGCGUGUCCUCUCGCUGUCUUCGCGUGUCUCGGUGUCUUCGUGCGUCUCGGUGUCUUCGUGUGUCUUGGUGUCCUCCCGUGUCUCGGUGGGUCGGUGUCUCUCUUCUCGCGUAUCGGUGUCUUCGUGUGUCUCGGCGUCUCCGUGCGUCUCGGUGUCCUCGUCUGUCUCGGUGUCUUCGCGUGCCUCGAUGUCCUCGCGGAUUUCGAUGUCUCCGCGUGUCUCGGUGUCUCCUUCGCGUAUCUCGGUGUCUUCGCGUGCCUCGGUGUCUUCGUUCGUGUGCCGCGGUGUCCUCGCGUGUCUUGGGGUCAUCGCGUCUCCCGGUGUCUUCGCGUGUCUCGGUGUCGUCCCCGCGUGUCUCGGUGUCUUUGCGCGUCUCGGUGCCUUCGCGUGUCUCUGUGUCUUCGUGUGUCUCGGUGUCCUCGCGUGUCUCGGUGUCUUCGCGUGGCUCGGUGUGGUCUUCGUCUGUGUGUCUUGGUGUCUUCGUCCGCGUGUCUGUCUCAGUGUCUCCGCGUGUGCUCUCGGUGUCUUCGCGUGUCCUCUCGUCUCGGUGUCUUGCUUCGCGUGUCUUCUCGCUUCGGUGUCUCCGCGUGUCCUCUCGGUGUCUUCGCGUGUUCUCUCGGUGUCUCCGCGUGUCUCCUCGGUGUCAGUCUUCGCGUGUCUUCUCGGUGUCUUCGCGUGUCUCGGUGUCUCCGCGUGUCUCGGUGUCCUCGCGUGUCUCGGUGUCUUCGCGUGUCUCGGUGUCUCCGCGUGUCUCGGCGUCUUCGCGUGUCUCGGUGUCUUCGCGGAUCUCGGUGUCUUCGCGUGUCGAGAGUGCUUGCGACAGGCAACUCGCAACAUAAUAAGAGUUGCGCGCAGGCGGUCGUCUUUGUCAGUUGCAACGAGAGCGCAGAUUUUGGCGACAACCUCUAGGACGUAACAGGUGUAACAGCAUAGAUACAGCUUCGACCCAGAAUCGUGACACCUAUACCAGGACCAGUCGAGGCAGACGUGGUCGUGGCCGAGCUGAGCACGCUGGCGAAAGAGGUGGCCACCAGCAUAGCGCAAGACAAAAUCCCCAAGAAAAUUUGGAACCACCCAGAACUGGUCGAUGCACUAUCGUCCGCGAGGAAAUUUGUUGACGGCUGCUGGGCUUCAACGGAGCCCCUGUGUCGUGGGUCUUUAUUUGUGGAGGAAAUGAAAGAAAGGCUGCGGGACAUCAGAGUACUGCACAGCCAGGCGCUGGGCCAUGGGCGUGAUGUACCAACGGAAGCACCAACGGAAGUACCAACGGAAGUACCAGCGGAAGUACCAGCGGAAGUACCAACGGAAGUACGAGUACAGACGGAAGUACCAACAGAAGCACCAACGGAAUCGGAAGCACCAACGGAAGUACCAACGGAAGCGGAAGUACCAACGCCGGCACCAACGGAAUUGGAAGCACCAACGGGCGUAGAGCCAUGAAGUGCGCAGCCAUUUCUUUGCCAUGAUGUCGCCGCUUCGUCAUCUUAAAGGCUGCCCGCUUCCCUUAGUGCUAAUUUAUGUUGAUUCUGAAAAGCAUCACUGAACCAGAGGGAGCCCGUAGCUUUUAUUCCAGACGGAAACGGGUCACAGAUGAGACUCUCAGGAUCAUGUCGUGAAUAUUCUUCCACAUCAUUUCUGGCUACUUACCCAUAAAGAAAACGCUGCAAAAUAAGGCUCGAACUUUUAGCGAGUUUUUACUUUUACUUUUUUCAGGCCUCUUAAAAUAAAUCAGAUUAGCGGAAAAACUACUCGCAUAACCAUAGUGGUUUUUUUUACUUUUAGCGGCCUAACCACUUGAGGGAAAAAACGCCCACGGGGGCCGUCGCUUGUGUUAUUUAUUUAACAGCCCUCCAGUAUAAUUGCUAAAACGCAACCGAAAACCUAGCAAACUAGACCCGCAGGGGAGUCAAGUUGGAAGCAGUACCCCCCUCGCUAUACCUGCGAAGGUUGACGAUUCUCGUGCAGUUUCAAAGUGUGUCAGUUCAUGCCC
Messenger RNA from Amoebophrya sp. A25, 6310 nucleotides. NCBI's taxonomy places the organism in Eukaryota, Dinophyceae, Syndiniales, Amoebophryaceae. The record is from the annotation of a GenBank genome assembly.